AUGCACACAUACAAACCUACUCCCAACCUUCUGCAGAGGAAUCGCUGCCCGAGGCUGAAGAAAAAGCACGAGGCGAGGAAGCAACUAUUAAAAUUCCUGGACAAGGUAAACACCAAAAUUAAAGAGGACGAUAAUAAGAUGGAAAAGAAGUUAAAAAAACUGGAGGAAAAAAUCGAAAAGGAAGAAAACGAAAUGGAGGAAAAAUGGAAAAAGAAAAAAGAAAAAACCAAGGAAAAAAUAACCAAAACCCCAGCGAAAGUCACUUUGCCUGGUAUAGGCCCAUACUACGACAAAGAAAAAAGCCUUAUGGAUAAACGAAUGGACACCUUAGGUAUUCAAUAUGAAAAGGAUAAAUAUAAGAAGAAGAGGCGAUGGAGUAACAUGAAAUCACAUUAUCAUAGUAAUCUCAAGGACAUACAAGAUAAACAAGAAAAGAGGAAAAUGAAAAAGUGCCAAAAAAUGUAUAAGUUUGAAAAGCAGUGGAAUUUUGGACCCAAAACAAUGAAGGGGUACUUGAAACAGAAACAGCAAGAAUAUGAUGAUGCUAAAAACUAUUACACGAAUGAACAGUUGAAAAAAGAAGAGGAAGAGAAGGCGAAGGAAGAGGCAAAAGCGAAGGAAGAAGCAGAAGCGGAAGCGGCUAAAGAGGCUGAAAAGGGCAAAGAAAACGAAGAGUGUGAAGAGGAAGAAGAGGAAGAAGAAGAAGAAUACGAAGAAGAUGAAGACUAUGAAGAAGAUAGCAAUUCUAAUGAAUAUGAAGAUUACGAACAUGAAGAUGAUGAGGACUAUUAUUUUAACCGUUACGACGAUGGAUAUUAUGAAGACUUUGAUCAUUAUUACGAGCAGGACCCUUCCUGCUAUGACUACUACAACAAUCUGUACUAUUAUUAUUAA
Molecule: messenger RNA, 894 nt
Organism: Plasmodium vivax (malaria parasite P. vivax)
Lineage: Eukaryota; Apicomplexa; Aconoidasida; Haemosporida; Plasmodiidae
Exons: 1
Coding region: 1-894 (297 amino acids)
Source: RefSeq, a predicted model, not a curated record